Messenger RNA from Brenthis ino (lesser marbled fritillary), 534 nucleotides. The record is from the annotation of a GenBank genome assembly. Lineage: Eukaryota; Metazoa; Arthropoda; Insecta; Lepidoptera; Nymphalidae.
AUGUCCAGAUUAAUUGCGCAGUUGUCUCCAGGAGAUGUGCCGCCGGCGCACGUCCGGCAUGCGACAUGUAAGUUCCUCUUUGGUCCAGGCAAGUUGCGACAUUACGAGAAAUAUUAUGAAUCUGGAGUUCGAUCGCGCGUGCUAGCGUGCACAAACAAGCCGACGCCACGCGCGCAGCUCUACGCGGCACUAGCGGCUGGCCGGCGGCGGGCGGCGCACACGCGCGGGCGCCGCGAGCUCGCCCUCCACCCGCCCCUCCACUACUACACCGACUACCGAGUGACCGACUGCUAUGAACUACUUGUUCUGAGCCGUAAUAAUAAAGCCCAUAAUUUUGUUUUGAAACAUCUAAUAGAAGUGAUAACUAUUGCGCGCUAUCAUGUUUACGCGAUAAUAACCGAUAACGAAGUUGUUGUGAGUGUGUCGUCCCCGCGCCGCCCCGCGCCGCCCCGCGCCGCCCCGCGCCGCCCCGCGCCGCCCCGCGCCGCCCCGCGCCGCCCCGCGCCGCCCCGCGCCGCCCACGGCCACGUGUCG